UCACUCUCUCUCAUUAAAAUUAAAUUAAAAAAAAAAAAGUCAGAUUAUUUUUUGUGAAGUCGUAAAGUGUUUGCUUUACAGCUCAACUUCGUCGUCUUCCUCCUCCUUCCUCCUCGCGGAUCCAUUCUCAGGAGUCGAGUCUCUUUGUGUUUCUUCAAGAAAGAAAGAGCAUCACUGAGUAUAUGAUACGAGGGGAGGAUUCUGAAGGUUGUUCUUUCAGAUGAUUGGCAAUCACUAUGCUUGAACGCUGCCAUGGGCAUCUGUGUGAGGAACCACUGCUGCUCAAGGCUUCUUUUCAUCACUUUUCUUUGUGCACUGACGAUUGUUAAUGACGCGCUUAGUCCUGAUGGUGAGGCGCUUGUGAGUUUUAGAAGUGGAGUUUCUAAAUCUGAUGGUGGCAUCAGUCAGUGGAGACCAGAGGAUCCUGAUCCGUGUAACUGGAAGGGAGUGACUUGUGAUUCUAAAACAAAAAGAGUUGUAGCCUUGAAUCUUGAUCAUCAGACGUUAAGGGGACCUUUACCUCCUGAGCUUGGACAGCUGGAUCAGUUGAGGCUUUUAAUGCUUCAUAACAACGCUUUAUAUGGCUCAAUACCUGCAGCAUUGGGAAAUUGCACAGCAUUGGAGGGAAUAUACUUGCAGAACAAUUACUUGACUGGGACAAUCCCAAGCGAAAUGGGAAACUUGUCUGCGCUUAAAGAUCUGGACAUCUCAAACAACAAUCUCAAUGGAGCUAUCCCUGUUUCAUUUGGGCAGUUGGAGAAGCUGACUACUUUCAAUGUCUCAAACAAUUUUCUGGAGGGAAAAAUACCUUCUGAUAGCUUACUCGCCCGAUUUUCAAAGGACUCCUUCAUUGGAAAUCUUAACUUGUGUGGAAAACAAAUUGAUGUGGUGUGCCUAGAUGACAGGGGAAACUCUUCUACUGGGUCUACGGCAGGCCAAGGAGGUAAAACCGUUAAGCUGCUUAUAAGUGCAUCAGCUACUGUGGGUGGGUUGCUCCUAGUGGCGCUCAUGGGUUUCUGGGGAUGCUUUCUUUAUAAAAAGCUUGGAAGAGUUGAGAGUAAAAGCCUUGCCAUAGAUGUCAGUGGAGGUGCGUCUAUCGUGAUGUUCCAUGGAGAUCUGCCAUAUGCUUCUAAAGACAUAAUCAAGAAACUGGAAGCUCUUAACGAAGAGCAUAUAAUAGGGUGUGGAGGUUUUGGAACAGUUUACAAACUCGACAUGGAGGAUGGCAAUGUUUUUGCGCUGAAGAAAAUAGUAAAGUUAAACGAAGGGUUUGAUAGGUUUUUCGAAAGGGAGCUUGAGAUUCUUGGAAGCAUCAAACACCGUUACCUCGUGAAUCUACGUGGAUACUGCAAUUCACCCACAUCAAAACUUCUCCUCUAUGAUUACCUUCCUGGUGGUAGCCUUGAUGAAGCUCUUCAUGAGAGAGGCGAGCAGCUGGAUUGGGAUUCACGAGUAAAUAUAAUAAUAGGAGCAGCGAAAGGGUUAGCAUACUUGCAUCAUGAUUGUUCUCCUAGGAUUAUACACCGUGACAUAAAGUCAAGCAACAUUUUACUCGAUGGAAAUCUUGAGGCUCGAGUAUCAGACUUUGGACUUGCCAAGCUGUUAGAAGACGAAGAAUCUCAUAUUACAACCAUUGUUGCAGGCACAUUCGGUUACUUGGCUCCAGAGUAUAUGCAAAGUGGUAGAGCUACAGAGAAAACAGAUGUAUACAGUUUCGGAGUUUUGGUUCUGGAAGUCUUGAGCGGUAAACUCCCCACGGAUACCUCCUUCAUCGAGAAAGGCUAUAACGUUGUUGGUUGGCUAAACUUCUUAAUCAGCGAGAACCGUGCACGGGAGAUCGUUGAUAGAAGCUGUCAAGGAGUAGAGACAGAGUCUCUUGAUGCUCUUCUAUCCAUAGCAACAAAGUGUGUCUCUUCAAGUCCAGACGAGCGUCCCACAAUGCAUAGAGUCGUCCAGUUACUUGAGUCCGAAGUUAUGACUCCUUGCCCUAGUGAGUUCUACGAUUCCAGCUCCGAUUGAUAACAUUCAUAAGUCUCUUCUUCUUCUCAAUUCGAUUUCCUGUUUCACAUCAAAAGGUUCGGGCAAUUCAUCUUUUUGUAUUUUUUGGUACGUUUUCUGGAAUUGGUUAAACUCUUUCAUUUGAUCUGAAUAUGAAACUAAAAUGUAUAUGUCCAUUGUAGAAACACUGUUAUGUUUUCUUAAGAAGAAUCUGAAUAAUAAUUUCAAUUAUAUU
Molecule: messenger RNA, 2233 nt
Organism: Brassica oleracea var. oleracea
Lineage: Eukaryota; Viridiplantae; Streptophyta; Magnoliopsida; Brassicales; Brassicaceae
Product: LRR receptor-like serine/threonine-protein kinase FEI 2
Exons: 14
Coding region: 253-2019 (588 amino acids)
Biological process (GO): protein phosphorylation
Molecular function (GO): protein kinase activity; ATP binding; protein binding
Source: RefSeq, a predicted model, not a curated record